Messenger RNA from Patella vulgata (common limpet), 2431 nucleotides. RefSeq names its product monocarboxylate transporter 13-like. Gene Ontology annotation, molecular function: monocarboxylic acid transmembrane transporter activity. NCBI's taxonomy places the organism in Eukaryota, Metazoa, Mollusca, Gastropoda, Patellidae. The record is from RefSeq and is a predicted model, not a curated record. Gene Ontology annotation, biological process: transmembrane transport; monocarboxylic acid transport. Bases 99 to 1637 code for a protein of 512 amino acids. The transcript is spliced from 5 exons.
GAAAAGAUAUCAACAAAAGUUCGCCAUUAAUUGAUGAUAAUGGUAAAGUUGACAAAGGAAAGGAAUCACCUAUAGAUCAUGGUUGGGCAUGGGUUAUUAUGUUUGCAUGUUUCAUGACCAAUACCUUGUGUAUGGGUUAUAUAAGAACGUUUGGAAUUUUAUUUGUGGAAUACCGAGAAAGAUUUGAGACAUCUGCAGUGACGACAGCUUUAACUAUGGGGUUUAGCUGUGGAGUACAAUCUAUAACAGCUCUAUUGGUACAUAAUAUUAUAUUAGAAUUUAUAACUGUUCGAUCAGUAGUAGCUGUAGGGGGAUUUAUUUAUGGUAUCAAUGUUAUUUUAAAGGUGUUUGCAUCUGACAUAACUUAUGUUAUACUGACAGAGUGUAUAUUAGCAGGUGCUGCUCAUGGAAUGGUAUUCAGUCCAACCUUUGUAAUAUUAGGUCAAUAUUUUAAUAAAUACCGUUCCUUUGCCACAGCUUUUGCCACCUGUGGAUCCAGUUUAGGAGGUAUGCUGUUUGCACCUAUGUUAAACUAUCUACUGGAUACAGAAGGAUAUAGUGGGGCUUUAUUAAUAUACGGUGGUCUAAUGUUUAAUAUUAUUCCAUUUGCUUGUUUAUUUCGUCCGUUAAAACCUAAAGAAAUGCAAACAGAUGAGGAAUGCUCUGAAACAGCUGUCACUAUUGAUGCUACUCUCGCAGUGGCGGACGUUGGUUCUUUCUAUGGCUUAAAUCUUAUUGCCGGUCGCUCAACCCUUGUGGCACCCAAAAUAUUAAGCAACAGCGAAAAUAAUAUUGUUGUUGAUAAAAGAUUUCCUUUAGAUAAAAAUUUGGACGAAUCUAUAUCUAAAUCGGCCAGUGUUUCUCAUAUUAACAAAGUUAUACUCCUAGAUAGUGUGUUACAAUUAAGUGUUCAAAAUCGAAGAAUCGUGGACCAGGAAAAGGAUAAGAGUGAAAUAGUAACCAAAUCCAUUCCAGGACUUUUUCUAAAGCUCAUCAGAGUGUUUGACUUCAGAUUAUUCCAAGACUAUCGUUUCCUGAUCAUAUCGGCCUUUACAUUCUUUGGACCAAUUGCAGUUGGUACCGGGGGCCUUUUAUUACCGCCUCUAAAUAAAGAGAUGGGUCUACACAGUACUCAAUCCUCCAACCUCCUCAUGGUGCUAGCAGCAGUUGAUCUAUGUAGUAGAUUUAUCAUUGGAAUAAUAGCUGAUAAAAACUGGAUAAGAAAACAGAAUAUUGUGAUUAUAUCGUUGAUUAUUCUCGGGGUUUCUUUUCAAUUUGUUGGAUUUUGUACAGAUUUCCCCCGGCUUGUGGUGUUUACAGUAGUGAUGGGGUUAUUUUCUGGUGCUUAUUUUGCGUUAUUAACUGUCAUAUUGAUAGAUAUAGUGGGAUUAGCUAAAUUAAGUCCUGUGUUAGGUUUUGUGCAGCUGUAUGGUGGAAUAUCUAGUGUAGCAAUGUUUCCAUUAUUAGGUCUAUUACGGGAUGUGACAGGGAGCUAUGUUGCUGCCUAUCAGUUUCUCGGUGCUACUGCCUUUGUUACUGCUCUAAUUUUAUUAAUGGAACCACUAGUAAGACGCCAUCGUAAAAAGGCAAAGGCAACUCCCGGCAUUAGUGUGGCGAAAAUAGAAGAUGAUGAUUGAAAAGGCUGUUUGGUGUACCCGAUUUCAUUCAUUUUAACAAUAAUAUCCACAUGAACAUGUUGUCGAGAAUGUCUGAUCAUGGUAUCCAUGUAAAUAAAAAAUGCUUUCUUGGUUUGGAUAUUCAGGUUCGAACUGACAUCCUUUCAGUUUCAUUUUACAACUCCUCGUCUUCUGAAGAAGACAAUAUAUAGUCACACCCGGAACUCGUGGGUAGGCGUUACGGUUCAACCAUAGUAAAGAUCUGUACUUAUUUGUAAUCUGUUUAAUCUAUGUAAAACUGGUGGACAACAUUAUCCUUUAAGAUUGAGGUUAUUCGGUGUCAUCGUAUUUUCAAUCCAGAAUUUGAAGAUUUUGUAAAAUAAGUGUCUCUUAAACGAUUUAAUUAUAUGUUAAACCGUGUAGAGCAAUAAAUUAAUAUACGGUCCAGGAGUUUCACCUUCUACCAACGAUCUCGUUAGUUCGAAAUAAGACGAGUUUCUACUCGUAUGUAAUUAAAAUCUUUCUGUUUUAAUUUAAAUCUUGUGAUACCAAAACAGUAUUUGCAGUCCAGAGCAGAGCUGGGGACAGGUGGACAAAUUAGCAUGAGCCUACCACAAAUUAGCAUGAGUUCGACUUCCCCCACCAGGUAGAGACAAAUGGUGCGCCUUUGAUUAAAAUGAUUUUUAAUUUCAAAAAUCGGAAAAGUACACAACGAUUAUGAGCGCCCAUUAUGGUCAAACAUCCGACAAUGAAGUCUCAAAUUUUCAUAACGAUAUAUUUUAUUUUUGAAACGUUUAUAUUGAAAUAUAUUAUGA